CCUAGUUUAAAAUCAACAGAGAAUCGAGAGUGAGAACUGAGAAGCAGAAGGAGAAUGCGAAAGCUUAUGAGAGAAACGAGGGUUAGAAGCAGAAGAUGAAGUCGAUCGUGAAGAUUCAAGGCAUCGAGAGGGAAAGGCAGAAAGCAACAUACCAUUAGUCAAUUCUUGAAUCCUUCAUUGACGAUUCGGCCGUUCCUAUUCUUCACUGCAGAUGCGUUCAACUAGUGAUACAAGUGGGAGACCUAGCAAGAAGCACAAGUCAUCAGCCAAGGAGGACUAUAAAGCUGCAGCUUUUGAAGAGGAGGAUGCAUAUUAUGUUGAAGAAUUUGGUGAUGGAGAAGGAAAUAAGAGAGAUUUUACCAAAUUGGAACUUAAAGCAGAUCAUGUGAAUCGGCCAUUAUGGGCUUGUGCAGAUGGCCGGAUCUUUCUAGAAACCUUCUCUCCAUUGUAUAAACAAGCUUAUGAUUUUCUAAUUGCAAUUGCAGAACCUGUCUGCAGGCCAGAGUCGAUGCAUGAGUACAACCUGACUCCACACUCACUUUAUGCAGCUGUGUCAGUGGGUCUAGAAACUGAAACCAUAAUAGCUGUUUUGAACAAGCUUUCAAAGACCAAACUCCCUAAAGAGAUGAUCGAUUUCAUUCAUGCUUCAACAUCCAAUUAUGGAAAAGUAAAGCUUGUACUGAAAAAGAAUCGUUACCUAGUUGAAUCUCCUUUCCCAGAGGUAUUGAAGAGAUUAUUAAGUGAUGAAGUCAUAUCUCGAGCGCGGAUUUCAAACGAGGGUGACGAUGGGUUUGCUGUUAGUAGAUCAGUAGGUGAAGUUGAAGGUAGACAUGAGGAACUGCUAACAGAAGCACAGUUGGCAGCUGCAUCUGAAGAAAAAGAAGCUCAUUCAUUUGAAAUUGACCCCGCUCAGGUUGAAAAUGUAAAGCAGAGGUGUUUGCCAAAUGCUUUAAACUAUCCCAUGUUGGAGGAGUAUGAUUUUCGCAAUGAUACUAUAAAUCCGGAUGUUGAGAUGGAAUUAAAGCCUCAAGCACAACCACGACCUUAUCAAGAGAAGAGUCUUAGUAAGAUGUUUGGAAAUGGAAGAGCAAGGUCUGGGAUCAUUGUGUUACCUUGUGGUGCUGGAAAGUCUUUAGUGGGGGUUUCUGCAGCCUGCAGGAUUAAAAAGAGCUGUCUCUGUUUAGCAACAAAUGCUGUUUCUGUUGACCAAUGGGCUUUGCAAUUCAAGUUAUGGUCAAACAUUGGUGAUGAACAUAUAUGUCGCUUUACAUCUGAUAGUAAAGAAAGGUUUUGUGGAAAUGCUGGAGUUGUUGUCACCACAUACAACAUGCUUGCUUUUGGUGGUAAAAGAUCCCAAGACUCUGAAAAAAUCAUUGAAGAAAUAAGAAGUAGAGAAUGGGGUUUGCUACUCAUGGACGAGGUGCAUGUGGUACCUGCGCAUAUGUUUCGUAAAGUUAUUAGCAUCACUAAAUCUCACUGCAAGCUUGGGCUUACUGCUACACUUGUUAGAGAGGAUGAAAGGAUUACGGAUUUGAAUUUUCUUAUUGGUCCGAAAUUAUACGAGGCAAAUUGGUUGGAUUUGGUUAAAGGAGGAUUCAUUGCAAAUGAAAAUUCCAAGAAGAAACAGGCAUUAUAUGUGAUGAACCCUAACAAGUUUAGGGCUUGUGAGUUUCUUAUUUGGUUCCAUGCGGAACAACGUGAUGAUAAGGUUAUCGUUUUUGCUGACAAUCUUUUUGCACUCACCGAGUAUGCAACCAAGCUUGGUAAACCAAUGAUUUAUGGUGCCACAAGCCAUAUUGAAAGGACAAAGAUACUGGAUAAAUUCAAAACCGGCAAGAAAGUCAACACUGUAUUCCUGUCAAAGGUGGGAGAUAAUUCAAUAGAUAUUCCGGAAGCAAAUGUAAUUAUUCAAAUUUCAUCACAUGCUGGUUCCAGACGUCAAGAAGCCCAACGUAUGGCCGGUCGUGUGCAGGAUAGAAUGGCAGGUGGAAAAGAGGAAUAUAAUGCCUUCUUCUACUCCCUAGUAUCUACAGAUACACAGGAAAUGUACUACUCAACUAAGAGGCAGCAAUUUUUGAUCGAUCAAGGUUAUAGUUUUAAGGUGAUAACAAGUCUGCCUCCACCAGACAGUAGGGCAGAGUUGAGCUAUGAUUGUCUCAAGGACCAAGUUUCUCUUCUUAACAAGGUGUUAAGUGCUGGGGAUGAUAGUUAAGCUUGGAAAUAGUUGAAGAUGAUACAGAUCAUGACAUUGCACGACAAAAGCGUAUGAUGGGGUCCAUGAGUGCCAUGUCAGGAGCUAAACGAAAUAUCUAUCAUGAGUUCAGAAGUGGUGUGUUUGGUUGGUUUGCAGGAGUGGACAAAAGGGAGGUUUUGCAAAGAGCAAGCCUAAGGAUCCGGCAAAGAGACAUCAACUAUUUAAGAAACGUUUUGUAUGAACAGAUCAUCACUUGUUUUGUUGUUUUGAAUGCAAAAUGGCCUACAAACCAACAUGUUGAAAUAAAUUAGAAAUAUAAGAAACUUUACAACACUUAUAUUGGUUUUCUUGUGUUGUUUUGUUGGCAUGGUUCAGUGCCAUUUGAUCAGAGUACACUGUACGUAUUGUAUUUGAUACAAGUGUGCGGUUUUCUGUGCCUGUGCCUGUCAAGUCAAUCAAAGGUUUUGUAUUGUAUAUAUGGACUUGGUUUCAACU
Molecule: messenger RNA, 2689 nt
Organism: Lactuca virosa
Lineage: Eukaryota; Viridiplantae; Streptophyta; Magnoliopsida; Asterales; Asteraceae
Source: the annotation of a GenBank genome assembly